AAUAUUGCACCAUUUGAGACAAAAACGGUGAUAAAUACGAAAUUACUUGGGGCACAAGAAAGAAAUGCCACUGCUUAUGUGAAAAUCAAAGCCGACUGGACAAGACGUCGAGAAGAGGGUAGUACGCAGCAGAGGCCAGCAAUAGCAGCAGUGGCAGAAUCUGUAAAUGAAACAACUGGCAAUGAUAGUGAUGGUGGCGUGGAACAUGUGGAGGAAACACUGAUUGUGCCGGUUGAAGCAGAAAUUGUUCGAAAACGUGGUUUGUUCGCUGCGGUGGAUAUUCUUGAUUUCGGGUUAGUGAGAGCCGGUGAUAAAUCGCGUGAGCUGUUGCUACAGAUUGUUUCCAAUCUUGAAAAAACCAUUGAAAUUGAG
Messenger RNA from Gongylonema pulchrum, 372 nucleotides. The record is from the annotation of a GenBank genome assembly. Lineage: Eukaryota; Metazoa; Nematoda; Chromadorea; Rhabditida; Gongylonematidae.